UUUUUUUUCGGAUUUAGUGCCUUUUGACCCAUGUCGUUUCCCAUAGUAUUUGGCUGUAUCGUAGCAACCACAAGAAAGAGCGUGUGGUUUCUGUGGGACAAAUGACUGCAGAGAAACAAGUAAAAUCACACGAAUAUCCCAGCUGAUGCUAUGGGUCUAGCACUGACGAAGGCAGCCCAGUGGACCACAGCCAGCUCUGGCGCAGCUCACCUCGAGUCAACUCCCAUGAAUGAGUCCUUAUUGAAUGAAAUUUUGCACUUUGUGCAGGACUUCAACUUCCAGCACCCAGAGGAGGCAAACCACAUAUUCAAUCAGCCACUUCAGUGGAGAACAACCCUAGUGGCAUCUGAUUUCACAGCCGACUAUGACAUCAGUGACUCAACUGUACAGUCCCUGGAGCAAAACAGUGAGGGGCAUCCAUUGUUAGAGCUUUCACCUCCCACUAUAACUGUGCACAACUUUAGCCAGCUUUCUAAACUAAUUCACCUAACAAAUCAUAAGAAGAAAGAGGUUCAAGCAUGCAUUGAAGAAAAUAGAGAUCCUGUGGUCAAGAUCCUUGGUUCCUGGUUUGCCACUCUUUUGGAGGGAGGAGACCAUUCACUACAUCUGAUGGAAGCAAUAAAGCAAGAAGACGAUUCCACAAAGUCAGAGGUCAAAGCCAGUCUGUUCCGCUUGCUUCAAAAUAUUGACAAUCAACUCCUGAACAACUGUGUCCAAGAAAUCUCUCAACAAGUCAGGCUCAACCCCACCGCAGUGAAUAAUGAAGUGGAGUCAUUGAAACAGUUGUGUAGUGAAGGGGAGAGGUGGUUAAACUCAGUUUGCUACACAUCAGACUUUGAAUUUUCUAAUGGCUGCCGUGCUCCGCCUUGGAGACAGUUGCAUGGUGAGAUGUGCUACCUUGUGAUUGAUCCUUGUGAUACUGAGACCCUCUACAUCACCUGCAGCAAUGCAGGAGUCUUUCUCAAUGAGGGCAUUAAACAGGUGGGGGAAGAGAACGCCUUUCAACGGACAAGUGAUAUAUAUGAUGACCUGGUAACACUUCUGAAGAGCAGAUCUGCCCAUUUUGCAGGGAACUUAAACAAAGAGGACUGUGCAGUAGAAGAACAAGGUCAACCCAAGACAUCUCAUGAGGAACAUGAUAAGAAUGUGUAUGAGGAGUUGAGGCAGCAUGAGUUGCUGAAAAAACAGGGCAGCAAGAAAAGAUUUGAACCAUGUCCAAGGUGGAAUAAUUUUGGAUUCAUCUGUCCCUCCAGUGAAGCAGAGGAAAAGAAAUCCAAAGGGAGUUCUGGAAAAGAGAUGUCUGGCAAAAUGUUGAGGAAACCUCUGAGACCAAAGAGUACGAUAAAAAGUGACUUCUCUGUUCCUGCUUUACCAAAAAGUACAUCCUGCACAAAAAAUAAAACCUCAAGUCGAGCCAUGCCACUGGAUGGUUUCAGUGAGAGUUCAUCUGAGAGUGAGGAGGAUGAGGACAAAGUAGACAGCCGUCCGACGAGAACCACUGACCGCCCUUCUGAGUACUGGCAAAUCCAGAAAAUAAUCAAGGGCCUCAAGGGGGGCAACCAGACAGCCACUGUUCUUGCUCUAUGCGCCAUAAUGGAUUUUAAUUUAGCUCAGGAGACGUCUCAACUGGCCAUCCGGGAUGUUGGUGGCCUUGAAGUUCUCAUUAACUUGUUGGAAACAGAAGACAGCAAAUGCAAAAUUGGAUCUCUGAAAAUCUUGAGAACAAUUUGUCUCAACUUGCAAAUCCGUCGGGCAGUUGUUGAUAUGGGUGGCCUACAGACCAUCGUGAAGAUUCUGGAUUUGCCAGUCAAGGAACUUAAAGCAUUAGCUGCUGAGACUAUUGCCAACAUAGCCAAGUUCCACCGAGCAAGAACAAUUGUGAGGCUCUAUGGUGGUAUCAAGAGACUGGUGCAGCUACUGGAGUGUGUUCCUGAUUCAGCAACACUCAGCGCAGAGCAGGUUAAGGACAUUGACGUGGCGUGCUGUGGGGCUUUGGCCCUGUGGAGCUGUAGCAAAAGUUCCAGGAACAAGGAAGCCAUUCGUAAGGCUGGGGGCAUCCCUCUGCUGGGACGCCUGCUCAAGUCAACCCAUGAGAGCAUGCUUAUACCUGUGGUUGGCACCCUGCAGGAGUGUGCCUCAGAGGAGUGUUACAGGAUUGCCAUUCAGGCGGAAGGCAUGGUCAAGGGUUUGGUCAAAAACUUAAGCUGGAACAAUGAUGAACUACAGAUGUACUGCGCUAGUGCAAUCUUCAAGUGUGCAGAAGAAAAGCAAACUCGUGAUCUGGUGCGUCAGUACCAGGGUCUGCAGCCUCUGGUAUCACUGCUCAGCAAAACGGACAACAAGCAGCUUCUGGCUGCCACAACCGGGGCCAUCUGGAAGUGUUCCAUCAGUGUGGAGAAUGUGGCUAAGUUUCAGGAAUAUAACGUCCUGGAAAUUUUGGUUGGCUUGCUGACUGAGCAGCCUGAAGAAGUGCUCAUCAAUGUAGUUGGAGCGCUGGGGAGGUGUGCCCACAUACCUGCUAAUAAAGUCAUCAUUCGAAAAUGUGGUGGAAUCGAGCCACUCGUUCAGCUGCUCACCAGAACAAACAAGGUGCUGCUUGUGAAUGUAACCAUGGCAGUGGGUGCCUGUGCUACAGAUAUGGAGAACAUGGUAAUUAUUGAGAGCCUUGAUGGAGUUUGCAAACUGUGGUCAUUAUUAAACAACCCCAAUGUGGAUGUUCAGGCCAGUGCUGCAUGGGCCAUUUGUCCAUGUGUUGAGAAUGCAAAGGAUGCAGGGGAAAUGGUGCGGUCCUUUGGUGGUGGAUUGGAACUGAUUGUUAAUUUGCUCAAGUCAACAAACAAUGAAGUUCUGGCAAGUGUGUGCGCAGCCAUUACCAAAAUAGCCACAGACAAGACUAAUCUGGCAAUCAUCACUGAUCACGGGGUUGUUCCACUGUUGGCAGAAUUGACUAAUACAAGAAAUGACAGGCUCCGUUACCACCUAGCUGAUGUGAUCGGCCAUUGCUGCAUAUUGGGUUGCAACAGGAUUUCUUUUGGGGAAGCUGGUGUCGUAGCCCCCCUGGUUCAUUACCUCAAGUCAAGCAACAGUGCAGUGCACCAGACAACAGCCCAUGCACUGUUCCAGCUAUCCAAAGAACCCAACAAUUGCAUCACCAUGCACAAGAAUGGAGUGGUCAGGCCGCUGAUCGCCAUGAUGGGCUCCGACGAUGAGGCACUACAGGAAUCUGCUGCAGGAUGUGUAGCCAACAUCCGACGGUUGGCUUUAACCAUUGACAAGUGCAAAUAUGGUUUGAAGUGAUACACACAACAGCAGCCCUCUGGCAGUCCUACUGUUCUUACAAGUGUCUGUUUACAGUACAAGUUUCAAAUGUGUUUAAAAAAUGUGUGUGUGAGAAAAAAAUGUUUUCAUGACUGUCAAAAGUAUUUUGGCUAUAGAUAGUAAUUACAAUAUGUUUUUGCCUGUUCUUGAUCUGUAUUUGUACCUUUGCUCAGUUUAGUUCCUCUGCUAACUGGUAGAGGAAGGUGGAGGUCCAGUCUCUUGGAUGGUGAAACUCAAAAGGUGAAAAGUUUGUGAAGAAGUGUUCCCUAGGGCAUGAAAGAGUUAAAUACAUUUAGCUAGUGAUCUGAAUCUGCCGUACCUCAGAAUUUAUCCUUUUAUUUAUUUCCGACGAGGCACUACAGGAAUCUGCUGCUGGAUGCGUAGCUAACAUCUGACGGUUGGCUUUGGCCACUGACAAG
Molecule: messenger RNA, 3737 nt
Organism: Thalassophryne amazonica
Lineage: Eukaryota; Metazoa; Chordata; Actinopteri; Batrachoidiformes; Batrachoididae
Gene: armc4
Product: armadillo repeat containing 4
Exons: 21
Coding region: 151-3297 (1048 amino acids)
Molecular function (GO): protein binding
Source: RefSeq, a predicted model, not a curated record